Poecilia reticulata (guppy) is the source of this 8073-nucleotide messenger RNA. It is a transcript of the gene dennd1b, whose product is annotated as DENN/MADD domain containing 1B. Lineage: Eukaryota; Metazoa; Chordata; Actinopteri; Cyprinodontiformes; Poeciliidae. The record is from RefSeq and is a predicted model, not a curated record. Gene Ontology annotation, biological process: endocytic recycling; endocytosis. Gene Ontology annotation, cellular component: intracellular membrane-bounded organelle; cytosol; nuclear speck. Gene Ontology annotation, molecular function: guanyl-nucleotide exchange factor activity; phosphatidylinositol phosphate binding.
ACAGUGGAAGCAGGACGCUCGCGGGCAGCAAGGUGCUCAUCUGACGUGCCGACGUCACCGGGUCUUUGACAGCACUUCCUGGAGUGGUGUUUGUUGUGGGAAACAGCCCCGGCGCUUCUGAGCUGAACUGGGGAAUUAGGCCACAUACACGGCAGGAACAGACGCGACACGCCGUUGCUUCGCUCCCACCUUCAAACAUGUGGUCGCGGCUGCCUUUGACCGCUACCAGAAAAUAAGGACAGAGGAGAAAAGAGAAAGGGGGUACGCUGGAGAGAAGGACGAGGUGGAAGAGGAAAAAAACAACAACAUAUUCUCAGAGCAGCGCAGAGCAGAGCCGCCGACAGCACGGAGCUGUCGCGAUGUUGUAACUAAACCAUGGACAGCAGGAUAAAGGAGAACCCAGAAAGAACAUUCGAUCUGGUAGUACAAGUGGCGUGCCCAUCGUCUGAAAAUGAGGAUCCAACCGUGCUGUGGAGCUUCCCCCAGGACCACACAGACCAGGAAGUUCUUCAGACAAUACCAAAGUUCUGCUUUCCCUUUGACGUGGAAAGGGUUUCCCAGAAUCAGGUGGGGCAGAACUUCACCUUUGUUCUCACAGACAUCGACAGCAAGCAGAGGUUUGGUUUCUGUCGACUCACCCAAGGCUGCCGGGUCUGCAUAUGUCUCCUCAGUUAUCUACCAUGGUUUGAAAUCUACUACAAGUUGCUGAACACACUGGCUGACUACUUAACAAAACAGCAGGAAAAUGACUUGAAUGACUUGCUGAAUUCCCUCUAUGAGCUGCCUGUGCCAAAGCCUUUCACACCAGUCAACUUGAGUGUGAAUGAGCGGUUGUGUAUUGCCACUGGGCAAGUACUGAGAGAUCAGCCAAGCAAGGAGCCGCACUCCUACUUCAUCGCCCCGGAUAUCAAUGGACUGCCAACUAUCCCAGAGAGUAGGAACCUGACGGAGUACUUUGUGGCUGUGGACAUCAACAACAUGCUCCAACUCUACGCCAGUAUGCUGCACGAACGGCGCAUCAUCAUUACCUCAAGGAAGCUUAGCACUUUAACUGCAUGCGUCCACGGUGCAGCGGCUUUGCUCUUUCCGAUGUACUGGCAGCACAUCUUCAUCCCGGUUCUGCCUCCGCAUCUUCUGGACUACUGCUGUGCUCCGAUGCCGUACUUCGUGGGAGUUCACUAUAGUCUGCUUGAGAGGGUUCGCAGUCGAUCACUGGAGGAUGUGGUCAUUCUGAAUGUGGACACGAACACCCUGGAGACCCCGUUUGAUGACCUGCACAACCUACCCAGCGACGUGGUGUCCGCUCUGAAGGGCAAGCUGAAGAAGCAGUCCACGGCAACAGGAAGUGGCGUGGCCAGGGCCUUCCUGAGAGCGCAGGCCGCUCUGUUUGGAUCGUACAGAGAUGCGCUCAGAUAUAAACCUGGAGAACCAAUCACCUUCUGCGAGGAGAGUUUUGCCAACCAUCGCUCGAGUACGAUGAAGAACUUCCUGUCCAUGGCUGUCAACCUGCAGCUCUUUAAACAGUUCAUCGACGGACGGCUGGCCAAAUUAAACGCAGGCCGCGGCUUCACCGAUGUGUUUGAAGAAGAGAUCACAGAGGGGGGCUUCUGUGGAAGUAAUUCAAGGUCCUACCAGCAGUGGAUGCACACUGUGAAGAGAGGAGGAGCAUUUUUCAACACAGCUGUGUCAAAGGCCAAGGUUCAUGCCAAGCGGGGCAUUCGGGACUUUAAGGGCAGACUUAAAGCAAGGGAAGACGAAGAAGACGGGAUGACAGUCCGUCCAGGGUCUCCCACCAGCACCAAGAGCCUGUCUCCAAGGAGACUGCAAAAGAUGAGACGGCACAACUUAAACAAGUCUCCCAUGAGCGUGGGCCCUCGAGAUCUUGGCUAUGGGCUCGACGAUGAUGAGUUGGACACUGCGAGCAAGAUCUCCUCUGAAGACAGCGGCGAGGUCCGUUCCUACACUGAAGACAGCGACGAUUCGGACUCCUUCUAUCCGGACAACGACCCGUCACCUUCCAGCCAGAUGAACCUGCUGGAGGAAAUCCUGGAUUCUCUGACCACCACAACAACAAUGGACCAAGGAAAACUCAGUGCUGCCAAGAGUUUGGACUUCUUUAGGUCCAUGGAUGACUUGGAUGACUUCAAGGUCCAGUCAAAGCCGUCGCCUUGCAGCCACUCCGCAGCUGCAGACGACAGCAGCUUUGACGGCGGCGCCGAUCACGGCGGAUGGAACAUGGGUCAGGAUGACAGCGCCGUCCAUGGAAAACACCUUCCUCCGUCCCCACGCAGGCAGCCCAACAAGAGCAGCCUGAAGGGAUCCAGAAACCUCGCAGCCUUCUCUGCAGUGAUCCCCUGCUCAGAUUUUCCUCCUUCCCUUGAUGCCAACGGCACCAAGUCGGAUCCUCCUCCCCUCUUCUCCUCUAAGUCUCGUCCCGAUUCCCACCUCAUGCCUUCGGGUCGACCUCCAGGAGACCACCGGUUGUCCUAUUCCCCCCUGCUGCUCCAUAAAGUUACACCCCCAUCCCCACCUGCGUCUCAGCCAGACUCUUCUCCGGAACCGACCAGCCGGAGUCGCACCAUCUCAGACCCUCAGCGCAACUCCGAGCCCUCCCAAACCCAGAACCAAACCGGGUCCACCGGCAUCCUGAGGAGAAAGGUCAUGUCCAAAGAGAUGGUGAAAAACUACCACGAGCGGUCGAUCCGGAGGCAGCGCAGCAGAGGAAACCACGACAGCCAGACGAGCCCAACGAAGAGCAGCCAGGUCCAGGUCCCCUGGAACAAGGAGGAGGAGGAGAGGAAGGAGGAGAAGGAGGCUCCCAAAGACAAGCUGCUGGGCUUUGGGCUGUGUCUGGGUCAGUGUGAAGGCUCGGAGACGGCUGGAGGGCCGGACCCGGGCCUGCUGGAGGAGAUAGAGUCCAUGUGUUGCCUCAGCUCAUCGCUUCACAGCAGCCUGCAUCUCUCUCAAGUCCACUGCAGCAACAGCCACCAUCAGGUCCAAGGAAAAGCCACAGAGAAGUCCUAAAGAUGACAGGAAAAGGAAAACUGACUCAGGUUCCUGUCCUCUGUUACAGCUGAUCAGCUGAUAAGGGAACGUUAUGAACAAACCUAAUAAGGGCCAAAACAAACAAAAAGCCUCAGAGCAAAGAGCUGUUCACGCCGAAAGGAAACACUGCAGAGUUCUCCAUCUGUCCUCCAUCUACUGGAAGAGAAACUUGGUCAAAUAAAUUAGUUUACAUCAAGAAUACCUCAAAAACAUGGCGGAGAGUGAGUGAAAUUAUAAAAAGCAUCCAUUUAUGAUUCAAAUCAGGAAGACAUACUGAUAAAAGGUGAAGCAAAUUUAAACGUACAUACAUUUACUAGAUAUUAUUCAUGUUUAAACUUAAUCUAUAAAAUAAAUAAGAUGCAUGAGAAUAGGUGGAGAUUUCUGCUUAGUUUCAGUUCAAUUUUCUUCAUCUGUCUGCAAAGAUCUGAACACUAGAGAUGCACUGAUCACCAUUUCCAGGCCGAUACCGAUUUCUGAUCCUCCUCCAGGUCUGAACUGCCGAAACUGUUUCUUUAUUCUGAGGACCAUAACACAUAAAGGACAAAUAAACAUGCUGCAGGUUAUUUUAUAGAGGUAUUGUUAUAAAAUAUGGCUUAUUCUACUUCAUGCUUCAAAGCAAAUAUUACAAAACAUUAUCUGAUUUUAAUAAACUAAAAGUGCAUGGUUAUCAGUUGACGUUCUGACAUUUUGUUGCAUUUAAUGAAUAGAAAAUCUCAUUUUUGAGUCUUUGGUCUGGAAAAUUGGCUGAUUCCAACGUCCAGCCGGUCGAUCGGUGCAUCUCUACUCAGCACUUUGGCUUCAUUUAUUUAAUGUCAGUACUUUGUAAGGAUUUCAAAGGGCCAAUUUCCCCUAAACACAACAUCAUGUUUCGUUGAACUCUGUGUUCUGAACAUUUCCUGCUAAAAAUUUGCACUCGUGGAUCAAUUUCUGAUAAUCACCCGUUACUACCUGGUACUAAACUGCAAAACCAGCAAGAUGCACAAUGUCCAUGCAGGCCUUUGAAACUAAUUAAACUGUGUUGGAUUCGUGAUUUUGAUCACCAUGCCUUAAGCGGACAAGUGAUUUGUUUUGAUACUGAUGUCUUAAACUUUAGAAGUCACUGCAGGUACUUUCUAGUCAGAAUCCUAAACACAGCAGUUCACAUUCACAGAGAAGUAGAUGUUCUUGAUGAGUUUUACAUUAUUUUUGUGCGAAUGUUACUCCUGUCUGUUAAGACUAAACACCUGAUGAAGCAAACAGUCGCAUGACUGAGAAAAGCCAGAGUUUUUACUUCAUUUUUCUGUGCGUUUCUGUUUCCAUCGGCCUUUUGCUGCUCUUAGCAUGUUUCUCAACGCCGGCUUUACAAAUUGAGAACAGUUGUUGGCGAACUUUGAAGGAUGUUGAUGAACCCAAUCCCACAGUCGGUCCAAAACGAGCUCCGUUCCCGUUAUUCCACCUCUCUGUGCUUUUUCCCUAACCUCUGUGUGGCACUUUGCCGUAAGGCUGUUUACGCUCUGAAGAUAUCAACCACAAAAUGGGUCAUGAAUAGCAGGAAUAUGUCGUGUUGAAGUUUUUGAAAGAUUAAUUUAAACUGUGUGGAAUCUUGUUGACAGAUAUGCUUUUGUUUCUCCUUUUUUUCUGCCUCUUUUUCUUUCUUUGUGUUUUAAUAGGAAAUGCAGCCUCUGUCUGAGUAGGAAACCCUCUGCACUGUACUGCAGUGGAGGACGAUUGUACCGUAAUGAAGCAAUACACUGCAGGUCGCUGCGUGGAUGAAAUGUGUUCAGGGUCUAAAGUAUUUUUAUAAGCGUCUCUCCUGUGGAGAGAAGCAUCCAGGGAUCCCGGCUUCGUGUCGUUCUCCCCGUCACCACAAACCCAGAGGAAGAGAAAACUCUUUCGCUCGCUCGGGUUGGGAUUACUACAUUUAUGGUCCGUUGUUCUUAUGAUUUAUGCCAGACGCCAGUCGCUGUGGCAGUUUAAUAGCGGCUGUUUCUCCACUUCUCGAGUGCUGCUCUGCGUUAACGAUUUGCCCAUAAAGUCUUUGGCGUGCUUCUAAAAAGCUAAAAAGAAUCAGUCAUGGUAAUUCCAAGAAUGGUUAAAGACAAAGAAAAAUACAAAGUCCAGAACAGUUUCUGCACUGGCCUCGCUCACUGUAAACACUUUAACAAACUUGUGUACUAUGCAAAUAUUUAGAAAUCUUAAAAGAGGCCAGUUUUCUUCACCGCUCGGGUAACUGGGAAUGUCCCAGUGAGGAAUUAUUUUCCUCCCUGAUAGUAAUCAGUAGCUUAAGAUUACUGCAUUUGCUGCCACAGAGUCUGAGCCCAAUAAGUCUUGAAAUAAUAACACACACAAGCUUAAAUAUGCCAAUUUGAUUGGUUUUGUGAUUGUGUCCAACGUAACUGACUCAUCAGUGAUGUGCCAGACAGCAACGGCUAUUUUUAUCCAACCGGUUUUUAAGCGUCUGUAAUGAACUCAUGUUUUACUCCUGCUUAUGAUAGCCAUUGUUUAGUCCGGUUUGCUGAGAUGCUAGGCUAACACUAGCAUGUUUACCCUGGUUUCGUAAUUUAUUGAUGCAUUUGACGGCUAUCCAAUCCCAACUGGACUUUGUGGAUGAGAUCUGACUCCAGUUACUGUUACAGAAGUUGACAAAGCCACGUCUUGCUCCUGCUGAUGAGACGCUCAUCUGAAGUCCUGAAGUGCUCGGCUAAUGCUAGCAUGUUUACUCUUUGUUUGAUAUUAUUAUUUGCUGAUAAUUUGACAGAUAUUUUGUCCUAGUUGUUUCUAAUUUGCAUCUUACUCAGCAUACAGUUAGUCUUCAGGAAACUCGCCUCUUGCUCUUGGUAAUGAGCUUUUCAUGUCAAGCAGUUUGCUAGUAUGGUAGGCUAAUGCUACCACACUAGCAUGUCUAAACUUUACUUAACUAGUCCUCUAAAGCUGAUUCUGAAGUCAGUUCUGACUGAACUUGCUAAAUGCAGCUCACAUUUUAUUCCUGCUGAUGAUUUGUUUUUAAUGCAUAGCAGGCUACUGUUAGCUAGCUUAGUCUUUGUUUUGCUUCGUCUUGACUAUGUGAAACAUAUUUUAACCCUAUUUGAGUUUGUAAAGUCACAGCUACCCUCUUCAAUAAAACCACAUCUUGCUCAUACUGACAACUUUUUCAUGUGAAGAACUUAGACAUGCUAGGUUAACACGCGCAUGUUUUCUGGUUACAUACUGUAUUUGGUGGUGUUGACAAAAUUUACAGAAAAAUGAUUUCUUGGAUUACAAACUUAAAACAACAUUCAUUUUAAUGUCUAGUGUUUCUGCUGUUCUUAACAUUGACAGACGUCUGUGUACUGCACACAACACAGACUGGAACAAGCAGCAUCCAAUACAGUCUCUAUUUGACUCUGAGCGUCUUUGCAAAGGCUGAAAGGCGCUUUAUUUUUGAGAUUAAAACUGUUUUGCAAACUGCACAUGAAAUUAGGUGUUGAAUUUUAAAAAUCAGCAGCAUGGUUUGCUCGAAGCGGCGCCGUGGUAUCGGGAGUCAAGUCGGAUACAGAUUAUUGAAAAUGCUGAGAUCAGGAGCCCAUCUCUUACAAAGACAUCCCUCAAAAAAAAAAAACUUUUAACGUGUGUGAGUUGACCUUUACGGAUGUAGUGUGCUGUGUGCCUUAUGCAGAACGUACCUCUCUGUGUAAUCACAACAUGGCACAGCAUGACCAACUUUAUUGUGGUAGGAACAGAGCAUGUUGGGUUUUAAUCAACAGGAAAUCCCCCAAAAUGAACUCUGGUGUCUUGUUCUCACGGCUGUGGUGAGUUUUAGUUUUUUUUCUCUUCUGCGUUGGGGUUUGGAAAUCUUCCUGCUCGUAUUUAAAAUAAAAAAAGUACUUUUAUUUUUUUGUUCUUCUUUUGUAAACUGAAUAUUUUCUCUGAUUGUACUCAUGGGUUAAACUGCUUGUAUAGUUUGUGUGCAUUUUCUUUUCCAUUUCACUUUAACAUCUUCCUUUGAGUGGAUUGAAUUUAAAAAAAAUCUAUCAUUUUCAGAGUUUCUCUAGUUGAUUUCAUAUGGAUAAAAAAAAUUAUUUUCAACUGAAUAGAUGUGUAUUUUUUCUGGCUUGAAUAUAUUUUACAUGGAUUAAAUAUAUAUAUAUGAAAUAUACGUUUAUGAUUGGUGUUGCGUAUUGUAAAGAGAUGACACCUGAGCUUUGAAUGUUGGAGAUUUUAUUUUUGGAAAACGAAGAGAACAUUAAGAAAUGUCCCAUGUAGCUGUGAUAACGGUGCAGAAGGAUGUGAUGACUUCUGAUCAGAGGAAACGGAGGCCGAUGGUUGUUUGUACGUGAUGCAGUGCUCACUGUGUGUAACCUGCAUGUUGGUACUGUACACUCUGUCGUGUGUCUGUCCUGUUGGUACUCAUAUUAUUUCAGUAUUUAAAGCCUCCAUAAAAUCCGUGUAAUUCUCUCCGUGCUUCACAUUAAAUUAGAAGUCGCCCGCUGCACGUUUUUCCUGUCGGGAAACAGAUUUCUGCUGUUUCCUUGUUCCGCUCUGCAUCCGAUUAGGGCGCGCUGUGGGAGGACAGGCCCACUUCAAAAGCUUUAGUGACUUAGGUCCUGAAACCGAGACGGAUUUUACAUUUCAGGGUUAAGAUGACACUGUGUGAUGCUCACGGUAAUUAUAUAGAUUUUGUUUUAUAAUUACAGGUUUGGAGUGAGUGGGGGGGGCGGAUGCCUGAUGUAGCAGCUUUCACUGAAUAAUGGACCAUGUUGGCAAACAUUAACGUCAUUUUUCCUGUCCGUGUUUGAAGCCGGUGUCAGUGUAGUGACCGUCACGCUGAAUGUUACAGUCAGCAGCUUCCUUCAGAUUGGCCUCUUCAUCAGGAUUAACUCUUUGGUUAUGAUGUUUUCGGUUUUGUUUUGGGUUUUUUUUUGUAAUAUUUUUUUCUAUUUUUUUUUUCAUGGUGUGCACUUUUGCAUGUGUCACAGCUGAGGCCAAUCUAAUGUGCUACUGAUGAGUAACCUGGUACAGCAGCACACAAUGUACACACUGUGAACAGGAAAUAAACAAUGUUUCAUGCUC